Anopheles stephensi (Asian malaria mosquito) is the source of this 3262-nucleotide messenger RNA. RefSeq lists its product as uncharacterized. The coding region runs from base 1756 to 2565 and encodes 269 amino acids. The record is from RefSeq and is a predicted model, not a curated record. NCBI's taxonomy places the organism in Eukaryota, Metazoa, Arthropoda, Insecta, Diptera, Culicidae. The transcript has 6 exons.
ACAGUUUCUUGGCGGAGUUCAAACGGAUCGGAUCUAACCGUUAACCGUGCGUGUUUAUGUGGGUGUGCUUGGAUGUGUGUGUGCGAGGAAAGGGGGCUAUAAUUUUCAUGGGUUGUGAUCGUGUUAAAAUUUUGAAAUCUUGACCAGUUGAAAGUGCCCGGUAACAUCUAGAGAGCUCUAGUGUCUUAAGUCUGAAGGAGAGUCUCCUUCAGAGAUCAGAGCCACGAUCUGAAGAUCUUCCGGAAAUUCUAAACCGGCACAACAAAAACCUUGGUAGUUCGCGAUCCGCUCGAAUCUCGUGUGUGCUUUUCUGCGCGACACAUCGGAGAUCACGAUCGUGUUCGCCGAUCGUUCCACGGUUUGCAGUUUUGCAAUUUCGCAACCUACUCGGAAUAUUAACCUCAAUUUUCGCACAACAAGUGGUGUCUACAGGCAAGAACAGCCCCACAGCUGCGCGUGUGUGUGUGUGUGAUGAAAAUUUUCCGAGUUUGUGUACUAAAAAUAUCGGACAGCCCGAUGGUGAAUCAUUAAACGCUGCACUCGGGGACCUUUAUUAUCAUCGAGCGCCGUGAUUUCAUCUUCCCGACCACGCUUCCGUACGCGGAUUGUUUGUACAGUGGGGGGAGAGUUCGUUUUUUCGGUGUCUAGGAGAUAGUGAGGGUGUCGCAAGGUUUACCAAGGUUGCAAGGGAAAGGGAACUCUGUCUUGAUAGUCAGGACUCUGUCGCCUUGCCUUCUUCCAAGACAUUGCCUCUGCUUUCAAAGCCACUUGAGACGGUGAAGUGAAGUCAUCGAGUAGUCCUCAUUUUGCUUCCCAAUUCUCGAUUUUGAUUUACAACCAGAAUUUCUACAUCCUGAACCGGUGAAUUCCAAGUUUGUGUGACCUUGAUUCUUGUAUCUCAGCGUCCGUGUAUGUGUGUGUGUGCUUCUCUUGGUAGUGCCAACAAGGAAAAGUGAUACCAACCUCCCUACCGGUGCACCGAACAUUAGCUCAGUGUUUGGUGCAAAGUAAACUCGGGACGAAGAUUGAACGGAUAGUAAAUAACCGUUUCACAUUACAUCGCUGCCAACGUGGGACGACCCCCGAAUAAAAUCCGGAUCCGGCACACCGGCGGCCGAUCAUAAUGCCACACGACUGCAUCAAGCUGAUGCUUUAUUGAUGUGUGUGCGUGUUAUUUUCGGGCACAUGACACCCGGCCCCGUUUUACCGGACGUGAAAAUUCAAUAAAACCGUUCGCUCGCUAGACGUGCCCGAGGAAGAUAUCGGGAGGGCUCACACGCAUAAUUGGCCUUCGAUGAGAUCAGGACGGUGACAGAGAAGAGUGCCUAUCCCGUGCCUUCGGUUGGGGCCAACCGAAAACAAUAAAACCCAUCAACCGUCAAAGCAUCGAGUGUAAACACGCACGCAGUGGUUGUCGCUUUCGGCCACACGUUACGAAGCGUGACGCCCGUCUAAUUGAGUAAACAAAUGCUAGCAAACCAAGAAAACGGUAAAAGGUAAAGAAAAGUAAACGAGUGAAAUAGGCUUGUGGAUUAUUCGUGUGUCCCUAGUGUGUGUGUGAAAACGGCUUACAGCUCGGAUUAACCGUGUUGCGUUACGUUCUACUAGUGCGCGCGUGUGUGCGUAACUCCUUGUAACGUUUCGAACGAGCUCAUCGUUGACGGUUGCGGUCAUCGGUGGAAAAGGCGAAAAGGAAAGACCGUCUCGUCUACCAGGACGUCCAAUAAUCGUUUCGUAAAGGCCCCGACACCGAGAAUGGAUCAGCCGCGUGGACUUAUUUUUAAAACCGGAUUAAUACUCCUGUUGGUGCUGCAAGCUACCACCUGUAUGAAAAUCAACCGUGUCCGUGUACCGGCCUCGUACAACAUAUCGCGGGACGAGACCGAAAGCAAUCCGCUCAUUCUCGGCUGCGAUUACGAGAUCGACGAAAACGAAUCGAAGGGAUUUGUGCUGAAAUGGAAGCACAACGAUCUGCAGUUCUACCAGUGGAUACCGUCAAGAAAUCCGAUCGUGUUUAGCUCCUUCAAGGGACAGAUCGAUGUGGACUAUUCCGAGUCGGAGGACCGGCUACACAAGCACAGUGCCUUAAAGUUUAUCAAUCCGAUGUCGAACUACACCGGCAACUACACGUGCCAGAUAUCGACGUUCGACGAUUUGGCAAGCGCUACCGCACACCUGCAGAUGAUUGUGCCGGAGUCGAAUUUUACGUUGGGCUUGCAACGGGAAACGAACGGCAGCACGGUGGUGUUUUGUAAUGUGGGAGAAAUUUUCCCACUGCCGGAGGUUUCCCUUAGUAUUGACAAUGAAAAGGUGUCCGACAACGUGAUGUCCAAGGAGGUACUGGAGUUUAGCGGCUAUUACAACGUCUCCGUACAGUACAUCCUACCGGACCAGAACAGGAACAUGAAGCUGGAGUGUGAGUUCUCGAUCCCGUCGACGGACUACACGCGGCGUACCUCAACGACUUACAAUGGUUCCGCGUUCCGAGCAAACGGCGCUUCAGUGCAGGUGUUUCUGGGCUUCAUCGUAACCGCAACGGUGGCAAGGAUGCUGACCAUGUUUUAAGCUCAAGUGUCAACACGUGCCACACGGCUGGCUUCCCUAACCCCUCAUUCAUCAUCCUUCCAUCCGUUCGCAGGAUCAAGUGCAAUUAAUGUAGCUAUACCACCCGGACGAGCUGGAGGUUCUGUUGUAAAUAAUUGUUUGUUUCUGCUUUAGAAUUGCGCCUAUUUAUGUACACCACCGAAUCGAAGUACGGUAGUACCACCACACACACACACAGAGACACGCGGUUUGUAAUGUUUCGUCAAACGAAAUACGUUGUGCCUUUUUGGGAGCAGAGAGAGAGAGAGAGAGAGGGAGUUACUUGUCGCAGCAAAUCGCAUUAAACGAAUCACGAUGUAUCUAUGUAUAGGAAAAAAUAUAUUUAAAAUAUAUUUUUAAAUGUUUAACUUAUUAACUUCGUGGCGCUUCGUGGAAUGCGGGCACGCGGUUUCCGUUGUUGUUGUUGAUUGUUUAGUGUGGAACAUGUCCACACCAGGAACAAUUCUAUGCGCUUCUCACAUCAGCUGCCACCGAGGAAGAAUGGCGCUUGUGCGUGUGUGUGUGUAUGUGUUGUCCGUGUCCGUGAUUAAUUUAAAUGUGUGGUUUUAGUCAAACGAUGUGCGUGGUGGUGAUGAUCGUAACGAUACUUACGUUGUUAUAACAAAAACGUUGUCGAAUAAAAUUAGUCCGCUCUUUACGAAUAAAGAGCUUCAACUCU